Messenger RNA from Bombyx mandarina (wild silkworm), 446 nucleotides. RefSeq lists its product as uncharacterized. NCBI's taxonomy places the organism in Eukaryota, Metazoa, Arthropoda, Insecta, Lepidoptera, Bombycidae. The record is from RefSeq and is a predicted model, not a curated record.
GCCACAGUGAGGAUUCUAGAACAAAUACACGGCGAAAAUCGAAAUACAGGCUGGUUAAUUUCCACGCAAGCGCCGAGCCACGAAUUUACAAUGGGAGUCAGAGUUUGGAUAAAAUCACGCCGAUCCUACAGAAGUUGACACCGGAGAGCUGCGCCAUGAUAGCUGUCAAAAUUGACAGACUGUCAAAAGAAUCAACGCAUCAGACCUUUGCGGCCUUUGAAAAAUUUGUCACGGAGCAAUACAACAUCCAAAUGUUGUCGGAAAGCAUCGGGCGAGCGAAAGAGAGAAAAAAGAAAACGUCGAACAAGAUACAUCCGUAUUCGGGUAGAGAAAGAGAGACAGAGAUAUCUUAUGUGACCUGGUGAAAUUAUUCAUAGAUGUAAUAAUGGUGGAUGUAUUGACGAUGCUCGUGGAAUUAAAUGCACCAUUUGAAUAUUGAAUUUCAU